UAUAUGUGGUUAAAGGAGAGGCACCACCACUGUUCGGCCGUGAAUGGCUAAGGAACAUCAACAUAAACUGGCGUGAAAUAAAGACAGUGCGAACAGGGCACAAGGCAAGUGAGGAAACGCUGGAGAGUGUCCUAAAUCGCCACAUGGAAGUGUUUAACAAGGAAUUGGGAACACUGAAAGGAUUUGAAGCGUCACUGACACUGAGGCCAGACCAUCAGCCAAAGUUCUGUCAAGCCCGGGGGGUACCGUAUGCGUUGAGGCCUAAAGUCGAAGCGGAAAUAGAGCGUCUCCUACAGCAAGGGGUUAUCGCCCCGGUUCAGUUCAGCGACUGGGCAACCCCCAUAGUGCCCGUCAUGAAGAAAAAUGGAGGUGUGAGGAUUUGUGGAGAUUUUAAGGUGACGGUGAAUCCAGCCCUGUGCGCUGAACACUACCCAAUACCUCGCAUUGAAGAUUUGUUUGCGUCCUUGUCUGGGGGACAUCGUUUCAGCAAACUGGACCUUUCACAGGCCUACCUUCAGGUACCAGUUAAGAAAGAUUCCCGCAAAUACCUCACAAUCACCACCCACAAGGGCAUGUUCUGCUACAAUCGUUUACCAUUUGGAAUCACCUCUGCGCCCUCCAUAUUCCAGAGAAUUAUGGACCAAGUGCUCCAAGGGCUGCCCAAUGUGCAUUGUUUUCUUGAUGACAUUCUCAUCACAGGCAAAGAUGAUGCGCACCAUCUGAAGAAUCUCGAAGCGGUACUGAGUCGCCUUGAAAAAUUUGGGCUCCGAGCUCAAAAAGAGAAAUGUGAGUUCUUCAGGAGCUCGCUAGAUUACUUGGGGCACACGAUUGAUUCUGUAGGGCUUCACAAGUCUGACGACAAGAUCAAAGCCAUUGUAGAGGCCCCUGUGCCUACUGAUACGACUCAGUUGCGCUCCUUCCUGGGGCUCAUUAACUAUUACGCACGCUUUGUCCCGAACAUGUCAACACUUUUACACCCAUUGAAUGCAUUACUCCACAAGGGGGUGAAGUGGGAAUGGUCCAGGAAAUGUGAUGAAGCUUUCCAAAAAGCAAAAGAACAGCUAUCCAGCAAAAGUGUACUGACACAUUACAACCCCAGGCUUCCAGUUAUACUCGCCUGCGAUGCCUCGCCCUAUGGGGUGGGGGCAGUCAUCUCGCAUCGACUGCCAAAUGGGGAGGAACGACCCAUAGCCUUCGCUUCGCGCACCCUUAGCAAGGCAGAGCAGAAUUAUGCUCAAAUUGAGCGAGAGGCUUUAGGAAUAAUAUUUGGAGUCAGACGUUUUCAUUCCUACCUUUAUGGCCGUCAUUUCACCCUACUCACAGAUCACCGGCCCUUGACAACAAUCUUGAGCCCUAGCAAAGCGACACCGUCCAUGGCUGCUGCAAGACUACAGCGCUGGGCACUCAUCUUGGCAGCACACGAUUACACAAUAAGGUACAGAUGCGCCGCUGACCAUGGUAACGCGGACGGUCUGUCGCGUCUGCCUCUGCCCGUGCAACACAAAGAAGCACAAGGGGCAGUCGAGUCAUUUCUGAUAAAACACAUUGAGAGUUUCCCAAUUCACUGCAGUGAAGUGAAAAGACAAACCAAAGCAGAUGUCACACUCUCCCAGGUGAUCGAGAUGGCGCUGACGGGUCGUUUUCCACCAGCCAAGGAUGCGGACAGCUGUUUGGCCCCAUACAUCACACGGAAAGAUGAACUGUCCGUACUUCAAGGCUGCUUAAUGUGGGGUAAUCGAGUGGUAGUCCCACCCAAACUACGUCAACAUGUCCUAGACGAACUCCACACCGGACACCCGGGUGUGGUUAGGAUGAAAUCCCUGGCAAGAAGCUACGUGUGGUGGCCGGGACUAGAUCUACAGGUGGAGGAGAGGUGCAAAGGAUGCGAACCGUGCCAACGAGGUCAGAAGAACCCUCCUCUCACACCACUGCAGUCAUGGCCCUGGCCAACAGGUCCGUGGCAGCGAAUUCAUAUCGAUUUCGCUGGCCCCUUUGAGGGGCGCAUGUUCUUCGUCAUUGUGGACGCUCAUUCCAAGUGGCCCGAAGUCAUAUUGAUGGAUUCAACCUCAUCUGCAAAAACUAUUGAAGUUCUAAGAGGCCUCUUCAGUCAUUACGGGGUACCAGAGGUCUUAGUCAGUGACAAUGGGCCCCAAUUUACUUCUGAGGAGUUUGCCCACUUUCUGACGUCAAAUGGCAUCACGCACAAACGCUCCGCUCCCUUCCAUCCGGCAACGAACGGCCUGGCAGAGCGUUUCGUGCAGACAUUUAAACACUCUCUGAAGUCGUCUAGGGGUACAGCCUCGGUGCAACGGCGACUUGAUGCUUUCCUGCUACAGUACCGAAACACCCCCCACGCCACUACAAAAGAGUCACCUGCGACGCUGUUUCUCCGUCGCAGACUGCGCACCCGCCUAGACCUGCUGAAACCGAGCGUGUCAGCAGUGGUGGAGCGAGCGCAAGAGGACCAACAGCGACACCAUGAUGCACACGCUAAAGAGAGAACUUUUGAAGUGGGAGACCCAGUGCUUGUCCGGGACUAUCGGAGAGGGGAGGAAAAGUGGAUGACUGGUACGGUUACAUCGCAAGCAGGCCCAAGGUCAUACCAAGUCGAAGUUGCGUCCAAUCAGCAAUGGAAUCGUCAUGCGGACCAGAUGAUGGCCUGUCACCCCAGCAUCGUGCAGCACGCCGCAGAGAAACAACCAACACCUGCAGCGCCUGCAACUGCAGUCGUGGCACCGGCCAUACCUGACACCGGUGACGCGUCGGAGACAGCAAGCCCGGUGACGGUAACAAGCUCACCACCUUCAGGUCAGUCAGACACGCACAACAACCCUGCAACACCCCAGCCAUCACUGAACAGAUAUCCAAGGCGGGUGUGCAAACCACCUGACAGACUGACCCUGUGAACAACCUGCCUGGUAUGAUCUCUGAAGUGUUUAGUUACCGAGUGGUGUCUGAAGUAGGGGGCACAAUAAUCCCCCGACACACUCAAGGUGUUGAGGCAGUCUACCCUCACCCUUAAGUUAGGAUAUUAUGUUCAAUACUGUUGGAUUAGUUACUAAUGUAAUGCUACUGUUAAAGUUCCGGAGCAAUAAUUUCAAAAUCAUUUUUUGGGAUCCUGGUAACUGAAUAAGAGGGGAGGAGUUGUGAUGUAUUGGUAUUUCAUAUUGUGUCACACCACACCAACUGGUGGCGCUCUCGUACCUCCAAUAUGUAUCAUAGGACUGAAUUGAAUAAACCAGUGUGUAAGUACCCAUCUGAGAGUCCGGU
Engraulis encrasicolus (European anchovy) is the source of this 3270-nucleotide messenger RNA. RefSeq lists its product as uncharacterized. The coding region runs from base 144 to 2906 and encodes 920 amino acids. NCBI's taxonomy places the organism in Eukaryota, Metazoa, Chordata, Actinopteri, Clupeiformes, Engraulidae. Gene Ontology annotation, biological process: DNA integration. The transcript has a single exon. The record is from RefSeq and is a predicted model, not a curated record. Gene Ontology annotation, molecular function: nucleic acid binding.